Messenger RNA from Melanotaenia boesemani (Boeseman's rainbowfish), 7521 nucleotides. RefSeq names its product ST8 alpha-N-acetyl-neuraminide alpha-2,8-sialyltransferase 1 (gene st8sia1). The transcript is spliced from 5 exons. Lineage: Eukaryota; Metazoa; Chordata; Actinopteri; Atheriniformes; Melanotaeniidae. The record is from RefSeq and is a predicted model, not a curated record. Gene Ontology annotation, biological process: N-glycan processing; oligosaccharide metabolic process. Gene Ontology annotation, molecular function: alpha-N-acetylneuraminate alpha-2,8-sialyltransferase activity. The coding region runs from base 605 to 1612 and encodes 335 amino acids.
CUCUGUGGAGGGGUGUUGAUGACAGGAGAAAGAGGGGGAAGGCUGAGGGACACUAAUUUGGGCUUGUCCCGUUCAUUUAUCGGUAUAGAUUUUAAAUUAGAUACCAGAGGCUCGACGAGAGCCAUUGGAGAAGAAGGAUCCAGGUGAAAGGAAUUGGGGGCACGCGGGCAGCCCUUUUUGGACUGGGAUGUAUCGGAGCACCGGGCUUGGUGGGAGUCCGCAUGAUUCCUCACAAUAAGCAGGCUGUAACGAUGGUGGUGAUGCACCGCGAGCAGAGCAGCGGAUUCCUGCAGAGCUCGACACACUGCACCACAGCCCCGCAACCGAGCGCGAGCAGCUGCAGGGACAGACGCCUCCGCUUCUCCCUGUCAAACCCCCCUCAACAUAAAACCGGAUUUCCAGACCGAUGCUUGGACGCAACAAACGGAUAACCGACCACCUUCGACCCCUUCCCGCCAUUCAUUCUCCACCUCACACGGGGAAUGCGACGUGAAUUUGGCACAAAACAAAACAGCCUUGAACCGAGAUUGAGAUAUACAACACCGGUGUCUACGUGCAUGCGCCGGUUGUUUUGAUCUGUGCGACAGGACAAGACGGAGGAAAGAUGCUGGCGCGAUGCUACCGGGCCAAACUGUCGGUGUGGGCCGCUCUGUGCGUGCUGGUGCUCUGCUGGAUCUACGUUUUCCCCGAUUAUAGACUCCCCCGCGACAAAGUAAUUGUGGAGGAGGUGCUGAGACAGGGGGAUGUGUGGCAGAAGAACCAGACUGGCAUCGAUUUGUACAGGAAAAUGCUGACAGAAUGCUGCAAUCCGAAGAGGAUGUUUGCAGUGACCAAGGAGAACUCACCAAUGGGCAAAGUCCUGUGGUACGAUGGCGAGUUUUACCACUCGCGCACUGUCAACAACGACACAUACCCCCUCUUUGUCCAGGACAACCCUCUGCAACUGCCCCUGAAGAAGUGUGCAGUGGUGGGGAACGGUGGUAUCCUCAGACACAGCAAGUGUGGACAGAACAUCGACCAGGCCGACUUUGUUAUGAGGUGUAACCUUCCACCGCUCUCAAAGGAAUAUGUGGAGGAUGUAGGAACCAGGACACAUCUGGUCACUGCCAACCCCAGCAUCAUAGAGAAAAGAUUUCAGAACCUGCUGUGGUCGAGAAAAGCUUUUGUGGACAGUGUGAAGGUCUAUGGCUCGAGCUACAUCUACAUGCCAGCAUUUUCCAUGAAACCUGGCACUGACCCUUCACUGCGGGCUUAUUAUGCACUUGCAGAUACUAACUCCAGCCUCACCAUGCUCUUUGCCAACCCAGAGUUCCUGCGCAUGGUGGGCAAAUUCUGGAAAUCCCGUGGCGUGCACGCCAAACGCCUCUCCACAGGACUCUUCCUGGUCAGCUUAGCGCUGGGGCUGUGUGACGAAGUGACAGCCUACGGCUUCUGGCCGUUCUCCGACGGCCUGGACAAGCAGCCCGUCAGCCACCAUUACUAUGACAACAUCCUGCCAUAUAAAUGGUUCCACGCCAUGCCCGAGGAGUUUGUCCAGCUUUGGCACCUGCACAAAAGCGGCACACUUCGCAUGAGGGUGGGGCAAUGCCCCCCUCAUAAUGGAGGGAGUUAAAACACCUCAAGCAGUGAUAUGAGAAUGGUUUGCUAAUAUUUAGUAGGUUACAGGAUUCACAUAAAGACAUUUGGGUGGUGAAGCAGCAUGAAAUAAUGCACAUUUUUUCCUCUGAGGAUUCAUCUUUGUCCACACACUUUUCUACUGUUCUCUUAAGUUAAUUCCUUGUAGUCUUACGAAUGUCCUCCACAGAAAACCUCAGUACAUGCAGACAUGCACACACACAUAACAUAAUGUAUUCAUACAUUCCCAAAACUUGCCAUAAAUCUUGAUACCGAGUGUGCAUGUACCGUAUGUAUUUUUACAGAAAACGUCAGCUGUGUAAGGGUGUGGGGGAUGGAUACCAUAUCUGGCAGACAUAUGGAGCCGCUGGACCAAACUCCCCCUCUGGGGCUUUGUCAAACAGAGACAGAGGGAACGGAGGACUGAGGGGGAAUAAUAAAAUGCACUGAAAGACUGUCAAAUGUGAGGAACAAAGGCGAGAUAAUGGUGUCCUAGUAUCUAGCUGGUUGAACAGAAGCAGGAUUUAAUGGAGAGAGAGGAAAAAAAAAAGAAUUGCAGGGGGCAGAAUGAGUGAAAGAUGGCCGGUAUGCAUAUGAAAAGAUCUUUCCCCGCUUUUAUUUUCUUUCAACCCAGCGCUUGAUGGGCAUUCUUUGUGAUGCCAAACAGAGCUUUAGCUCAAAGCAGGAGCCAUUACAAAUGGAGUCUUAAGAACUACAUCUCUUAGAAUGUUUAGCCAAGUUGCAUUUUAACCCUUUACUGAAAGGGAAAACGAGUACACUCCAGUGUCUAUAUGUUUUGUUUGUUUUUUGUUUGCCAAAUGUGAUUGUUGUUCAGGCUUAAUGUGAAUUCUGUUUUCGGUUCAUCGCCAAGGGAGGAAGCUUUGUUGGACAAAAGAAUUAGAGAUGAACACUUGCUGCACAGAGGUACCUCACUUUUUAAUCAACUCUCCUCAUCGACUAAAACCGGAGCACAUGAUUUAGUUUCUUAGUUUAAAACACACCCUAACCCACUUCUUUAGAGAGCUUGCGGGAAGUCAUCUCAUUGUAACUGUACUAUAGUUGUCAAGUGCCAAGCCAAGAGAACAGUGGUCUCUUUGAUACAGUCUGCGCCAUGCUUGUGCUUCUUGUGCUCUGAAAUGAAGAGAUACUGAUAGAAAGAGGAGUAGUGACAGACUGAGAGGACUCCAUGCCACAAAGUGGCAUUUCAAUCACUUUUUUUUAUUAGGUUCUGGACCCUUUAUUUAGGAUUUUCUUUUUUUCUGUGCAGUUAUUGAUAUUUCUUUGCAUCAGAACACAGUAAUAACUGAGCCUCUGUCCUGCACUCCAUUUACUAUUGUGUGUUCUGUUUUUAUUCACUGUUUGUUUGCACAAGGGGAAAAUAACUUUCUCAUGCAGAAGAAAAGAUAACCGACAAUGUUUUUUUUUGUUGUUGUUUUUUGUUUUUGUACUUGUAAGCCUUGCUGAUGGGAAUCAACAAAUUAUUUGAAGAUGUUCUUUCUUAGAAAUGCUGUUUGAGAGUGAGAAAUGUCAUCAUUCCAUAAAGAUGGCUCUGCAUGGGAACUGCAUGGAUUGUACCGCAAUCCUUAAGGCCAAUUCCCACCGGGUGCGUGUGCGCCACGGCCUCCGCAGCUAUUCGCGGCCAUUUUAGUCAGUGGUUGGUAAAUUUCAAAUAAAACCUCCCUUGCAGAUUUGCGCUCCCUGAACUAUGUAAACAUUACAUCAUUAAUCGGUCACAGUGUCUCAGUGUUUUGUUUUGUUUUGUUUUUUUUUCAUCAUGGACGUCGAGACGUUUAUCUCUUGUGGUUUUGUGAUCUUGCGGACCCAGCUAGGCGGGCUGCACUUCAGCGUUUGACACGCUCCCAGUGUGAUUUGACCCACUGCGGAGGUCGGAACGAAUCCACGGCACAGCCAGAACGAGACGUACACGGACCCAGUGGAAAUUGUGGGAUAAAUUCAAAGUAUGAAACAUGUUAAUAUGUUAGUGCUUUAUGUAUUUAUCCACUUUGUUUAACUGAAAGAGCUCCAGUGCCUUUCACAUAUGUUAAAGUAGAAUUCUGGGUUAUUUAAACUUAGAUUUCCCAUUAAUGUGACUAUUGUGGCUCAAUGGGCAAUGCUAACUUUGUACUCUUCACCUUUGUUGUGGGGAAUCAGCAUGCUAGCAGCACUCAUGAAAACAAUAUGAUCUAAAUAGAAAUCCAUUUUAGUAAGGCCAAACAUAAUACAAAUGUUUUAUCAGCAUUUGGUUUUUCCAUGUGGUUUAUUUUCUGGUUCUGUACGUUCAUGCACUUUAGUUUGUUUGCAUCUUUAAAUCAGACUUUCAUGACAUUUAGCAAAGUGUUAGGUCAUUUCACGUUUAGGUACAUAGAUGAAUAAAACACCCAAGUACAAGGUGAGACUUGAAGGAAAGUGACUGGAAAAACUAAACGACUAUCUAACGGGCCUUUUGGAACCUGAUGGCUCUUCUUUACUUAUUGCACAUCAAAGAGAAACACUACUACAACAGAAGAGUGGGACCUGUAGAUCCCAAACUUGGAAAUUGUUGAUGCAGUCAUAUUAGAGAAAUUCCACAAUAACCUUUGCUGUAUACUGUUUAGAUUAUGUUGGUUGUAACAAACACACGUUUCAUCUUGCUAUUUCACUCUCAGAUGUGAAUCUAAUCCAUCUGGCUGUAUUUCACCAGCAGAUUUCACAGCUGUGGUGCCUGCAAACCUCAACUAAUAUUGAAAAUAAUGUCAUAAAAUAAAUGCAAACAAAAGGCUAUCUAAUUAAAACGUGCCACCGUUUCAUGCCAACAUCCUGCAUGUUUCUUCCUCCUCAACAUGAGCUGAAUGAUAAACAAACAAGACAGACGAGGUCCGCUCCUUUACCAUCAGCCGGGCGGUGACCUAGGGAGAAGUAAUGAGAAGUAGCAAAGGGCAAACAAAAGAAGCAUGGAUCUUUCAGGACAAAAUAAAUCAUAAAAAAAUUAAAAAAUUUAAUAAUAAAGCCACAAUUUUGUAUGCAUUUCCUUCAGAUCGUAGUCUAAAAAGUGUCAAUUGGAGGUCUGUUAACAAAUGAGGACAAUUAGUUGUAUUGGAACAGAACUUUGCUGUCUAGAGCUGAAAAGAAUCAUAAAAUCAGCAGAGGAAUCAUAUUAUUGCAAAGUUAUCUUCUGAACUUAAAUAAAGGCCAAACAUCAACAUUAUUUAUCAAGCUGGAACAUUUUCAUUUUAUCUGCAAACAAAAAGGGCCCUUAACAGUAUCCGGUCCACAGACACACACUCUGCCCAGACUUUAGAUGAAAACUGUUCACGUAAAAAUCUGCUAUGUUUCUGAUACUGAAUGGAUUUCUAGCUGUUCACAUGCUGUUUUAUUAAUUUAUUUUCCAAGAUCUGUGCAAAUGGAACUGAAGAGUACAAAGUUGCCCCAUAAAGCUUUAAUAGCCAGAUAUGUGGGAAAUAAAUUUCUGUUUUAAAGUGAAUAGAUUCAGUCAAGUGGAUUACCUCAUCAUCUGUGUUGGACAAUAUGUGAUAUAUUAAUAAGCCAUGUCAUUAUGUAAAAUUAAUCUCAAUGUGAGUUACACCAAGUUAUGUCACAGAAUUGAAAAUACGCCCAGUCCAAAUACACAUGUUGCUGGGAAAAGACUGGGAAAUUUACUUAAUGAGCAAUUCAACCAAUAUGUCUUGCUACUCACUCAACUUUUUGUUGUCAUGUGUCUUAUUUGCACCUUUUGUUGUCUUCUACCCAGUAUUGUGAAUGAAUGACAUGUGAUAGUGUGAAUUUUGAAUAAGCAUGAAGAUUUUUAAAUGUGUAUGUACUUUUGUUAGAGUUUUAAAAAUCUAUUUUAACUAUGUUUUUACUCCCGUUCCAUGCUGUCUGAGUGAUCAGAGCAAGUCAAAAGAAGCACUGUAAAGCUGAGAUUUCUUGUGGAAAGUGAAGUGGAUGUGUAAAGUAAAUUUUGGUCUGUUGGCAAAAUUACCAAUUAGUUUUAGACCUUUAGUUUAAAAGAAAAAAAAUACAGAUUUUAUUUCAGUGUGCUCAAGUCCAAAUAGAAACCAGGUGUGCUAUUCUGCAUCCUGCACAGCUUUCUAUCACGUUAGUGAUUGAAGAUAACUCAACCUAUUACUGACAGGUUGCUGCAGGACACUAAUGAACAAUAUCAGCAGCAAUUACAAUGCAGGUAGUGUAUAAACAAUGUUUUUUAACUUUACUGUCACAGAUUUUGUCCCCAGUGUAAAUAGAAACAGUUAAAUUACUAACAGACAUGACUAACAUUUUGUGCUUUAGAACAACUUCAUAAUUGCAGUGCUAGAAGCCUUAAAUUAUGAUACCUUUGCCUUUUUCCCCUUGCAUGUAGUGGCCACACACAGUCAAUAUAUGACCCUGAGGAACUGAUUGAGUUUUGUUGAAUGCUCUUAAACCUUUAUUUACUAUUAGCUAGUUAACAAGGAUUAGCAUUAAUGUCUGUUAAACAAAAGAAAUCAUAGCUCUAGUUGUGUCUUAAGAUCCCUGCCACUCAGUAUUCCUCAGUUACUUGUCAGAGCAAAGCAGGCACACUUCUUUUCCUAACAUGUAAAAACAGACUGAAUGAAGCUUGAAAAAUUUGCACAGUAGAGUCUAAAGUCUGCAUUUUAUAUGAUAGCCAGCAGGGAAGGAUUCUGACUGCAAAGAAAACAAUGACUUUACUAGGAACUCAAUCUGCGGUUUCAGACAGUAUUCAUCUCAGCCUCCCAUUGGCUUCCAGACGGACCCACAACUACCUUAAAUUUCUGGUUUCAAAAGAGCAAAGCAGCUGCAGCCAAAGGCUGCCAGACACGAACCCACAAACCAAUGGGUGAAAUGAAGGUAGGCUGAAUUUUUGGCCAGUAUUGUGAGUUAAAAUCUGUGUUGGUAAAGACCAUUUUUAGGUUCAUUUGUUUGCACAAACACAAAUAUUAGAACCAUGGUAUAUAACUGUCUUAAAAAAAUUACAAUAAGACUGACUUAAAUAUGCCUAUUUGAUUUCUGCUUUUUAUGCAUUUACAUUAAAGCAUAACUUGUUAACUUUGUGAAAAAUGGUGGACUUGGAAAGAAUAAUAAAGACAAUUUGGAGCUUCAUCCACCUUCGUCUCUGCUUCGGCUCUGCCUCCAACAGAUCUGCAUAGGAGUCUUGUCGUGUACACAAAGACAGUAGAGGAAUGUUUUAUACUGGCACGUUAAAUACUAACAGUUAAAUCAGUAGCAUGAGGAGGAGACUGUCUCAUAUGCUUCAGCAAUCCUGCCAGUUUUUAAUGCUAGGCUAAGCUACAAUAAUAGGUCAUAGUCUGUCCUUAAAAUAUGUAGAAAAGACAACUUUACCAAGCAGUUGAACUACAUUUAAAUUUGAUCUGAAAAGAAAAAGUCUAACUAUGUCUAUGUCUAACAAACCCAUGUAGACAUUAGGUUUUACAUUUAGGCUAUGAUCGUGAACACGUACAUGUGAUUUUUAAAACAUCAAAAAAUUCCUUUAAAGCUUCCAGCAUGAAGUUUGUGAAAGUUGAAAGUGGAAAAGGAGAAAUCAGCAUGAGGAUGUCAAGACAACUGUAGCAUUGUCUGGUUUUUCCUGUCUCAAGCCAACUGCUUACAUAUAUCAAGCUACAGCAUGUGGGUUCGGGGCAACCAAGUCUGGUCAUGGAAAGAUUGCAAUUCAGAAUGAAACCUGCCUCUUUGUACAGAAUGUGUCAAGCUAUUAAUUCUGUAACCUUGUCGCAUCUCAUGAUAGUGUCAAAUUGCUCAUGGUAGCUUUAAAUAUUAAAAUGUCUCAAAUGUCCCAGCAGUUAAUAAUCAAGCAUACUGUGAAUUGUCUUGUAUUAACUAAUCCUCUGACUAACAUGGUAAUAACCUGGUAAAUUUUUGUCAUGGUGCUGCAGUAAAUGAAGUUAGACAAACAAUAAAUCACAUGUAAAUAUG